Molecule: messenger RNA, 921 nt
Organism: Talaromyces marneffei
Lineage: Eukaryota; Fungi; Ascomycota; Eurotiomycetes; Eurotiales; Trichocomaceae
Exons: 2
Coding region: 1-921 (306 amino acids)
Source: RefSeq, a predicted model, not a curated record
AUGAGGCUGCGCUGUUCCUUCUGUUAUAACAACAAAUACCAUAAACGAUAUUACGCGAUCAGCUACCGCUGGGCAUAUGAGAACCGAGGACAUUCGAGUGCGACUGUCACCGUCCACGAUGAACUCGUUAUUAACAACCAACGACGACGCACUCCGGUCCCAAUUGCUAAUCGAAUGCAACGCGAUAUCAUCAUGGCCUGUCGGCUGUUCUUCCUUGACGUGCUUGACGCACCAUCUGGGUCGUGGCAAUGGUACACCUUCAACCUGGUCAAGACGUAUGGCUCGGGCGCAUGUGUGAAGAUCCUGCUCACCGCUUCUGAUGAAAGAGUGUUGUUUGAGAAUCGAGAGUAUUCCAUUCAUCAACCCACAUUGACUCGCGAUCGAGGCGGUUAUUUGGGCCAGCCGUUUGGUAGACAGGAGCGAAUGGCUGCCUAUUCGCAGUUGCCGCCUAGUAGCGUUAGGUUUUACAGUAUCUUUGGAAAAGAUUUGGGGAACAUCGAGGUUGUUCCGAAGCCAACGCCUGCGUACAUGACGCCGAGCUCGAUGCCAGCAGGUUUCGACACUGGAUUUUCCGAGCCUGUUAUUCCUGGCAUGUGUGGUUUUGAAACGCCUCCAAUACCAUCGUCCUUUCAUCCUUCUCUCGACAACAUCACAGAUCUAAGCGAAUCUGAUCAAAUUAUUCUCGCCAGCAGGUAUCCCGGUGCAACUGCGUCUAUGGCCGGAUAUAAUCUUGGAGCAUCGGUGGAUCCGCCGCCUCUUGAUUCCUUUUCCGACUUUACAGAUGUAGGCAAUGCUCCCAUGGCAUAUAUGGCAGAUGACAUGUCUGGUAUGCAUAUAUCUGCUGGGUCUGGACAUUCCUUUGAUCCUCACCCUGAUUACAUGAAUCAAUUACAGCAUCCCGGUCAGAUGUGGAAUAUCUAA